AUGGACGAGGACAUUCCGAGUAGCCCGGCCUCCACGCCCGCCGAGGACCGACGCAAGUCGGGUCGCAUGACGCGUCGACCCGAAGUCUUUUCUCAGAGCAAUCACUCCAUCAUCGAUUUAAAUGCUGGUGGCAAGCGCAAGCGCGGCGACGCGCUCGACCAGUCCGAUAGUGAUAACGACAUAUCGGAAUCCGAAAGCGAUGAUGCGGGUGAUGAGGAAGCCGACGAGGAGGAGCUGAGAGAAAAGCGACGUGCUGCGCGCAAGAAGGGCACAAAGAGGGCACCCGUUAAGAAAGGCUCGCAUGCCGCGAAGAAACCCAAGGUCACGAGUAAUGGCGUGGGAAGACAACUGGCUUUUCGACCUGCAACGAACGGGCGACUGCCGACCUCGCGUCCCCGCAAGCUCAAAGUUCGACCCAGCCUAGUAUCUGGCGAACGAGGGUUAUUUGCCGAGGUUUUUGGAAAGAGCAACCAUGCAGAGACUGCCGCUGCCCAGUGGUUGACUCAAUAUCAACGUAACCCCGCAGUGGCCAUGCGAGACUUGGUCAAUUUCAUUCUCCGAUGCACUGGAGAUGACUUGGAAAUUACCGAGGAGCAGGCGACGGAUAUAGACCAUGCUCCUGGACACAUCGCAGAGCUACAAGAGGUCUACAUCGCGCACAAAAUCCCGGAUUAUCCCCUCAUCUCCAAAGAAAAGAAAUAUCGCGCAUUCCAACCGGUUCUCGAGGAGUUCUUCGCCGCAUUGAUCCAAACGUUCCACCACUCCUCGAUUCUAUACACUGAUGUGGCUCUGCUGGAGAACAUCCAAACGUGGAUCUCAAGCAUCUCGACCGCAGGCAUCCGGCCGUUCCGGCAUACUGCAACUAUCAUCUCGCUAGCUAUGACCACCGCCUUGUGUGGAAUCGCACGCGAAGUAACGACAACUGUAACGACCUCCCGCAAGCAGCUUGAGAGUGAGAAGAAAAAGAAAACCGUCAACAAAGGCCGAGUGGAAGCAAUCCAAACAGCCAUCUCCGAGGGUGAAGCAAAGGUCGAGCGUCUGGAUGAUUCCUUGCAAGAUGGAUUUGAUACUGUCUUUGUCCACCGCUACCGGGACGUCGAUGGCGUUAUUCGUGGAGAAUGCUUGGCGUCUCUGGGCCGAUGGAUCGCCACAUACAGAGAAAUGUUCUUCGAGGGCCAAUACUUGCGAUAUCUUGGAUGGACUCUGGCUGAUGUGGUCGCACAUACCCGGCUGGUAGUCCUGUCGCAAUUGCUCCCUCUCUUCGAGAAAAAGGAUAACAUUGCUGUUCUUCACUCCUUUACGGAUCGCUUCCGCCCGCGCAUUGUGGAGAUUGCUGCACAGGAUGCCGACAUCAAUGUCCGUGUAGCUGCGAUUGAGCUGCUAAACCACCUUCGUGAAGGAGGAUUGCUUGAGCCCGACGACAUUGAUGCCAUCGGUAAAUUGGUCUUCGAUAUCGACCCGCGGAUCCGGAAGACGGCGGGUCGCUUCUUCGUUGCCAACAUCCAAGAUGCAUUUGAAUCAUCAACUGAGGAGGUGGCGGAUGAGAUGAACGAGAUGUUUGCUGACGACGAUGACGAGGACGAGUUCGAAACGCCUAAGCGCUCAUGGAUCAAAUUUAAGACUCUCGUGGAUGUCUUCCAAGCUUAUGAUGACCAUGGUGAAGAUGAAACACCUGAACAAACCACGGCACGCGGUGUGCUUUCUGGAGCGCCCGCGGAUUCCCGAUUCGUUUUGGCGACCGAAGCUAUCUACCCACACAUGGAAGAACUUUCUCAAUGGCAGUCCCUGGCUGGCUAUUUGCUGUAUGACCACUCCCAAAUCGAGGAUGAGCCGGAGGAAGACGACACUGCUGGAGUUGUGCGGACACUGUACAAGAUGAGUGAAGGACAGGAGUCCAUUCUGCUUGAGAUUCUAUGUGCCGCAGUCAAGCUUCGCGUGCUUGAUGUUGCAAAGUCCGAUAUCGACAAGCGCGGACGCAAGGUCAAGGCACUAACUGCUAAGAUUCCUGAGCUGCAGGAGGAAAUUUCUCAUGGCCUUGCUCAAAUCAUCCCUCAGCUUCUGAACAAAUUCGGAUCCGCACCCGAGGCUGCAUCUGCUGUCCUGCGUCUCGAGCAUCUCGUGGACUUGGAUACCAUCCAAGAUCUCCAGAAGGAUGCCACCGCUUACACAUCAUUGUUGAACGACAUCAACAAGCAGUUCUUGACCCACUCGGACCAAGAUGUCUUGGCGGAAGCUAGUGUUGCUUUCUUGCAUGCCAAGAGCUCCGAGGAGAUGCGCGAAGCUCUUGAGGGCAAAGUUCAGGAGUUGUGGGACGAUAUGGUUGACACCCUCGGUGCGCUGUCUCGCAAGAGGGAAGUUCAAGCGGGCGCCUACAUUUCAGAUCCCACUAUCACUGAACUCGCCAACACUGUUACGCGUAUUUUCAACCUCUCCACUAUUACCGAUUGCACAACCAUCCUGGAGACGGUGCCAAAAUCUCACUCAAAAUCCAAGAAAGAUACUCUCGAAGCUCCUUUCAAUACACUCAUCCAUUUGACCCAGCGGGGCACUCGCAAGCUGGACGAGGAUGAGGAUAUCGCCAAGGCGGAAACUGAAGUGGUUGCUAACAGCAUCCGGACCUUGCUUUUCUACUUCAUGUGGAAGGUGCAGGCUCUCACCGCUGCGUUGAAGGAGGGCAAAGCGUCCUUUACCACAUCAUACUUCGAAGCCCUCACGAAAAGCCGCGAGGCUUUUUCCUCUGCUCUUCUUGCUAUUAUUCAGAAGCGUACUGGUCUUGAUGACCUUCGGUUCACAGCUGUUACAACAUAUCUCGACCUUCACACUCUCUUCGGCACUCUUCGCAACAUUGGCCAGGGCGUUGGGAACGAUGAAGAUGUGCUCUUCCAAGCUCAGAGCCUUGUGCACGAGAUUCCUUCCGAGGGCGCGUCUCUCGUCGCCAAGAUCCAAAGCAGUGCCGAGCGCAUCUUUGCUAAAAAGUCCAAGCGAGACCUUGAACCCGCAGAGGAUGAUGCGCCCGCUUCCGAGGACGAGCCCGAGGACGACGAUGAAGCAAGUGACUCCGAUGAUGAGGCUGUUGUCAAUGAGCGUCUCCGUAGCAGCAUGAUUGCGGAGCAACGCCUCUGUGAGUUGACUGGUAAGCUCGUUCUGGCCAUCAUUGGCCGUGUGAUUGACGCUUCUGGGUCGAAGCGCGGUUCACUCAAGAAACGACUCCUUCAUAACAAGAACGGGCUGGGCCAGAACUACCGUGAGGUUCUGUCCUACCUGGAGGAGCGCAAGCCUCGCAGCGCACCACGCAGCAAAGGCAAGCAGUCCGCCAAGGCUGGCGCAGGUGAAGGCGAAGCGCUAACGACAAAGAAGGACUUCAAGUCUGCUGAGCGCAUCGACGAUGACGAGGAUGAGGAGGAUGGGGACAAUGCUGAGCCAGUGGAGGAAGAUGACGACGAAGACUUGCGUGCUCGUGGUCUCGUCGAUGAAGACAUUGACCGUGACAUUGAUGAAAAUGAAGAGCUUAAUGACCUCGCACCCGAAUCGGAUGAGGAUGAGGUGAUGGGUGAUUAA
Molecule: messenger RNA, 3558 nt
Organism: Penicillium daleae
Lineage: Eukaryota; Fungi; Ascomycota; Eurotiomycetes; Eurotiales; Aspergillaceae
Product: cohesin subunit IRR1
Exons: 2
Coding region: 1-3558 (1185 amino acids)
Biological process (GO): sister chromatid cohesion
Cellular component (GO): chromatin; nucleus; cohesin complex
Molecular function (GO): chromatin binding
Source: RefSeq, a predicted model, not a curated record